AUGGACAAGAAUAUCCCUAUUUUUUACGUUUCUUUCGAACAUCCUGAAAAGAAAGAGACUGAAGUGUCGAUUUGCAUCCUCGAUGCAUUGACCACUACGCUGCAGAAAUAUAACACUAUCACGGUGCUUAAAUUACCCAGUUGUCGGAUAAAUGCCUAUGGUAUCCUGCAGAUAACACACAUGUUGAUGGAAUUUGAAUGUUUGAACGAUUUGAAUCUAGAUGACAAUCCGAAUCCGCAGGAAAAUUAUUACCUGCUUUGCGCACCGGCAAGAAAUUUACAUUAUCUAUCACUGAGAAUGUGUAAAUUAUCCGAUAACGGUAUACAAAAGAUCACAAACGAGUUGAAGUAUCAGGACCCACCAAAUGAUCCAAAAUUGAUCGCUCUCAAUGUAGCGGAUAAUGACAUUACAAACACUGGUGCCAAAUAUAUCGCUGAGAUGCUUCGAACUAAUCGAUCUUUGCAGAGCGUGGUGUUAACCGGAAAUAAGAUAGACGAUGACGGCGUUUCACUGAUAAUUCAGGAACUUACCAUGUAUAUCUUUGACAGUAGCGAUUAA
Molecule: messenger RNA, 558 nt
Organism: Atta colombica
Lineage: Eukaryota; Metazoa; Arthropoda; Insecta; Hymenoptera; Formicidae
Product: leucine-rich repeat-containing protein 71-like
Exons: 5
Coding region: 1-558 (185 amino acids)
Molecular function (GO): protein binding
Source: RefSeq, a predicted model, not a curated record